CCGAGCUAAUCGAACUGUGCGGGAGUGAUUGGCUGACACGUAUAUUCUUCCUGUUGUGUUCUCUGGAAAAUUAGCCGUAUUUACCGCUAUUUUCUGUUGGAAACGAUCAAAAACCCGUUUAUCGCAAUGUUUCGCAAGUAAUCUACCGGCUACCGGUGAAGUUGGCGUGUGUUUGAUCGCGAAAAAGUGCCGAGAGGGUAUCUCGGUUCAAAAACUGGACCGAAACGAAAAAAAACUUAGAAGAACAAGCAGAAGCAACAAGGGUUGCGGACGGAAGUACGGCUGUAAAAAAUGGAUGCACUCGGGAUUGUUUUGAUUGCGGUUCUGCUGGUGGUGAUGGAGGUGAACGGUGAAGCGGUGGUGAAUUCCGGUGGUCCACAGAUGGUGAAACUGCUGGACGAACCAAACUGCCCACAGCUACGGGCGCUUUGCCCCAAUGUUCCGAAUGGGGCUGAAGAUCUGAAGGCACUGGAGUGCAUGCAGAACUUGUCCCAGGAACAAGUGGACGCCCUGACGGAUGAUUGCCAGCAUUUGAUCUGGAGCCACACGCUCGCCCUAAUGGAUGAUAAGAACGUACAGCGGUUGGUGCAGAAAGGUUGUCCCAAACACUACGAUAAAUUUCCUUGUUCGGUCCAGUCGGAUGCGGGUCAAUUCUUGGCUUGCGUGAUCGAUCACCGGGAUCUUAUCAAAGGCAACGGCUGUCGGGAGUUUAUUCAACGAUUGGAAUACGUAGCCUUUUCGGAUUAUCGGUUGAUAGGGCCAUUUCUGAAGGAUUGCACCCGGGACAUCGAGACGCUCAGUUGCGGACGGAUCAGUAACGAUAACCGGAAAGUGUCGCAAGGGGAAACCAUUUCAUGCCUGCAGAAUCAAUUGGACCGGUUGAAUGGGGAGUGCAAGAAGGGCGUGUUGCAUUUGUCGGAAAUUCAGAGUGACGAUGUCAAGUUGGAUCGGCAGCUGUUCCUGUCCUGUGCAGUAGAUGCCAUUCGGUUCUGUCCGUCGAUUCCUCCGGGGUCGCACAUGGUUCUACGGUGUUUGAUGAAGAACCGAAACGAUGCAAGUAUGACUGACCAUUGCCAGAAGCAGCUGUUGCGAAGGGAAAAGCUGAUAGCUCACGAUUACAAAGUGAGUAAAGGAUUGACGCGAGCUUGCAAGGAGGACAUUAAGCUCCAUCACUGUCGGCGGGGUGUUUCCGACGAUAAGGAUGUUCGGUUGGCGCAGAUUUUACUCUGUCUGGAGGCAGUCCAAAAGAACAAUACAAAGUUGGGCUCUGAUUGUGUUGCCGAGAUCAACGACCAUAGAAGAAUGUUGAUGGAGGACUAUAAACUUUCGCCGGAGAUUCUGACCGGUUGUGCGGAUGAUAUCGAAAAGUUUUGUAGUAAUCUUGAUGCCGGAGGCAAAACGAUCCACUGUUUGAUGGACCACGCCAGACCGAAGAAGAAGAAGGAACGUCGUGUGACGGAAGUUUGCCAGCGUGCCCUGGAGACGCUCGUUAAGGUGGCCGAUGUCGGUGAAGAUUGGCGUGUCGAUCCGGUGCUGAGGAAAGCUUGCAAACCUGUGGUGGAUGUUGCUUGUUCCGACACGGAAGGCGGCGAUGCACGGGUCAUGUCCUGUCUGAUGGAGAAAAUCGGCACGAACUUCAUGAACCAGGAAUGUGAAACUGCAUUGCUACAGAUUCAGUAUUUCGUCGCUAGAGAUUUCAAACUGGAUCCGCAGCUUUACAGAAAUUGCAAGGAUGACGCCAUUCGGUUCUGCAAAGCGAAGAAAACGUGGGCCGAUUUGGAAACGGGACAGAUGGAUCCGGAGCGGGGACCGCUGAUCCUUCCCUGUCUGCAUCGCUAUGCCUACCAUCCGGAGAAGGAAAUGCAGCUGAAGCAGGAGUGCUUCCAGGAGGUCAAACGGGUCAUGCGUCAGCGAGCACGUUCCGUCGAUUUAAUCCCCGAAGUGGAAGACGAAUGCAUCGACGAUCUGGCUUAUUUCUGCUUCGACAAAACCGGCAAAGGCGAGGAGAUGCUGUGUCUGCAGGAGAAUCUGGAAAAACUCCAGCAAAAGUGCAAGGAUGCCGUAAGCAGUUUUACCGAAGAGGAAGCAGCACACAUCGAGCUGAAUCCGGUGAUCAUGACCGUCUGCGGAGAUGCCAUGCAGAAACACUGUGCGGAAAUUCUCAAAACCGGCAAAGACGAAGGUGACAUGAUGGAGUGCUUGAUUUCCUACAAGAACGACCCGGACAUGCGAAACGACGUCAAAUGCCGAGCAGCGGUCGAACACUUCCAGAUCAUAACGCUGAAAAACUACCAUUUCACGUACAAAUUCAAGGAAGCCUGCCGACCGUACGUGGCCCGUUUCUGUCCGCAGAGCAACACCAAGUACGACGUGGUGACUUGCCUCAGCGAGGUGAUGCGAAACGAUACGAUCAAGGGGGCGAAGCAUUCGAUUCCGAAAGAGUGCCGCCAGCAAGUGCGGGCCCAGUUGUACCAGCAGCGGGAGAACAUCGACUUCGAUCCGAAACUAAAGGCCGCCUGUCGAGACGAGAUCAGCACGUACUGCUUCAACAUUCCGCACGGAUCCGGCCAGGUGAAUAAGAACAAUGUCCUGGAAUGUCUUCAAACGCACCACGGCAAGCUGGGUGAACAGUGCCAGCACAUGUUAUUUAUCAUCAAGAAAUCCGAACUGACCGACAGUUCAACGGACUACAUCCUGCUGAGCACGUGCAAGGAGAUGAUCCAUCAGUACUGCCGUGACACGGAACCGACCACCGUUUUGGGUUGUCUGAAAAUUCACAAAGAAGAAAACCUAUUCGACGGCCGGUGCCAUCUGGUGGUGGUCAAUCGGAUGAUCGAACAGAACAUGGACUACCGGUUCAAUCCGAUGCUGCAGAAUGCCUGCGCGCGGGAUAUCGCCGAUCAUUGCACGGACAUCGUGGCUGGGGCGAAAGCGAACGAAGAACUGAACGGUAAGGUGAUCGAUUGUUUGAAGGUUAAGUUCCGCGAGGGAAAAUUGCACACGGAAUGCGAGAAACAGAUGACAGAAGUCCUGCACGAGCAAGCGUUGAACUAUAAACUGAAUCCACUGUUGCAAAGCGUUUGCAAGGACGAAAUUCAGGUACUGUGUAGUUCAACGGCUGAGGAUACUGGGGCCGUGGAGGAUCACGGCAUGGUGGAAGAGUGCUUAAAGCAGGCCUUCCUUCAGAAGCGAAUAAUCAAUCAAGCUUGCAAGGUAGAAGUGGCGGAACUGAUCCAGGAGGGCAAGGCAGAUAUCUACGCCGAUCCGAUGCUGCAGCGAGCUUGUGCAGUGGAUUUGCUCAAGUACUGCUCCCUUGUUCAGAGUGGCAACGGACGAUUGCUGAAAUGCUUGGAAGUCAUCCUGCAGGACGAAUCGAAGGCAUUGGAUGAUGACUGCAAAAAUACGCUGACAAAGCGAAUGGAAAUGUUCCGGAAUGCUGCCGUGGUGAUACCGCAAGCGGAGAGCCUCAGCCAGCUGUACACUCAGGUGGUGGAUUCGCCCUCGAAGCACUACUUCCUGCUGGUGAUGUUUGGCUGCGUGAGCAUAAUCUUCAUCUCCGGGCUGCUAUGCGGUCGCGUCUCACGGCGGACGAUCGCCAUGAAAAACAAAUAGUCACGGCGGUGCAGAUCGUUUCGGCGCCCGAAUGCCGCCAAACAACUGCUGAUCGCUUAUUUGUAAGUUUUCCGACUUUGGUUUUCCGUGGUUUUGCUAUUUUAGUGGAACAAACCCGUUCGAGCCAAUAUGAUUCAAGGAGAGUGUCAUUCGUGGUGAGUAUGGAUGAAUGAUCAACACAUGUCUGCCGUUGAACUUUCGUGUCUGUGUUAAUAGAACUGGUAUGAUUAUAGUUUAGAAAAAAUAAAUAUCGCUCCUUCCAGCUACGCUAUCACUACUAGUAAUCCAAACUAAUUUGUGUAAACGUAGCAUUAUUUUUGCGAGUAACAUUUAUGUUACUUGAUUGUGGCGCUUGUCCUCGACCAACAUUCUUUUGUAAUAUAUUAGUUAGAUAUGUUUUGUAUACAGACAGGACGAGCGCGAGACUGUGUUUUCACUUAAGUCACCUUUCUCCCUCCUAUAUGUGACUAAUCCCCAUUUCAAUUGAAACAAAAUUCUUGAAGAACAAAAGCUAUACAAGUAGAAGUGAAUCUAUAUGAAACAGAGAGCAACUAACAAGCGGAUGCCGAUGGCAAACAUUAUAGAAGACAUUUUUAUAAGUAGUUUUAACUUUAAAACAAAAUCGUAAGGAUAAAUAAUAAGAGAGUGGAGUAAUAUAAAGUUACAAAAGUGAAAA
Molecule: messenger RNA, 4288 nt
Organism: Ochlerotatus camptorhynchus
Lineage: Eukaryota; Metazoa; Arthropoda; Insecta; Diptera; Culicidae
Gene: Glg1
Product: golgi glycoprotein 1
Exons: 6
Coding region: 292-3612 (1106 amino acids)
Cellular component (GO): Golgi membrane
Molecular function (GO): fibroblast growth factor binding
Source: RefSeq, a predicted model, not a curated record